CGCGCAGCUCACGCGGACCGAUGCAUGGUUGCUGGAAGGGAAGCGCCCUUCGGCGGAUUCAGUCGGCUGGAGCGCUUGAAGAGACGGAGGGGUCUUCUCUCGAGGUAUAACUUGAGACAUCCUCUUCUCUGAUCAAGGUUUUUCUUGAGCCAACUCUUCCAGUUGCUGCUUCUUGAGCAGCCGCCGCCGAAGUCCCGUUUUCCUCGUGAUUCCCUCCGUUUUCCUCCAAGAGGCACCCAUGCCCCAAAACCAACAAUGAGCACCAGCUGUGGACCUGGACAGAACCCUUUUGAGGGUGGAGGGGCAAGUGGAGGCAGCGGUUCAGGAGCCCCCAGGAGAGCCAGAGCCCAGCGAGGGGGUGAAGUGCAAGGCCAAGCCAGUGAUGACAUGGAUGUCAACAGCAACGGCUCCAGUGGCAACGAGUCGCACGGCGACUCCCACAGCAGCUGUCACAGCAGUGGCAAUGGCAAAGACUCUGCCCUUUUGGAAACCACCGAAAGCAACAAGAGCUCCAACUCCCAGAGCCCUUCUCCCCCCAGCAGUUCUGUCGCCUACAGUCUCCUCAGUGCAAGCUCGGAGCAAGACAACCCAUCGACCAGUGGCUGCAGCAGCGAACAGUCUGCACGAGUGAAGACCCAGAAGGAGCUGAUGAAGGCCCUGAAGGAGAUGAAGAUCCGGCUGCCCUCUGAGAAGCAGAGCAAGGGCAAGUCGGGGACUCUGGCCACCCUUCAGUACGCCCUGUCCUGUGUGAAGCAGGUCCAAGCAAGCCAGGAUUACUAUCAGCAAUGGACCAUUGAGGACAACUAUCCCUGCCAUCUAGACAUGUCUUCUUACACCAUUGAGGAGCUGGAAAACAUCACCUCCGAGUAUACCCUCAAAAACCCUGAUACAUUUUCGGUGGCUGUCUCUUACAUCACGGGGAAAAUUGUCUACAUCUCGGACCAAGCUGCCUUCAUCCUACGCUGUAAGAAGGAUGUCUUCAAGGGGGCCAAGUUUGCAGAGUUCCUGGCGCCACAAGAUGUCAGCAUCUUCUACGGGUCCACAGCCCCAUAUCACCUUCCUUCCUGGAGCACCUGCACAUCUGCCACUGCCGCUGCCAUGGAUUACACCCAAGAGAAAUCCGUCUUCUGUCGUAUCAGCGGAGGCCACGAGAGCGGGCGUGAGCUGCGCUACUACCCCUUCCGGCUCACCCCAUACCUGACCAAAGUCCGUGAUUCAGACAGCACUGAGGGACGGCCCUGCUGCCUGAUCAUUGCUGAGCGUAUCCACUCGGGCUAUGAAGCUCCCAGAAUCCCUCCUGAUAAGAGAAUCUUCACCACGAGACACACCCCUAGCUGCUUGUUUCAGGAUGUGGAUGAGCGAGCUGCUCCUCUGCUAGGUUACCUUCCCCAGGACCUGGUUGGCACGCCCGUCCUUUUGUACUUGCACCCGGAGGACCGGCCUCUGAUGCUGGCCAUUCACAAGAAGAUUUUGCAGUAUGGCGGCCAGCCUUUCGACCAUUCCCCCAUCCGCUUCUGCACUCGCAACGGUGAAUACGUCACCAUCGACACCAGCUGGUCCAGCUUCAUUAACCCAUGGAGCCGCAAAGUCUCGUUCAUAAUGGGAAGGCACAAAGUGCGGACGGGCCCCCUGAAUGAGGAUGUCUUCACAGCCCCCAAAAUACAAAAGAUGAAGCCCAUGGAACUGGACAUCCAAGAAUUGUCGGAACAGAUUCACCGGCUGUUGUUACAGCCUGUGCACAGCAAUGGGUCCACGGGCCUCUGCAGCUUGGGCAGCAACGCCUCCCAUGAGCAGCUUCUCAGCAUUGCUUCGUCCAGCGACAGCAACGGUGCCCCCAACGAGGAGGCGCAAGCCAUCCGGCCGAUGACUUUCCAGGAGAUUUGCAAGGACGUGCACAUGGUGAAGAACCAGGGCCAGCAGGUCUUCAUUGAGUCCCGAGUCAAGCCGCAACAUCCCAAGCAUUCCCGGUCAGGUGAGAGCAUUACUAGGUUUCCAUUCCAGCCUGUGGAGGCCCAAAAGGACCUGGAGAGGCAGCCGGGAAAGGCAGCUGCUUCUGAGGAGUCCGUGAUGAAUGAACCCUCCAACUAUUCCUACCAGCAGAUCAACUGCCUGGAUGGCAUCAUCAGAUAUCUGGAGAACUGCAAUAUCCCGAGCCGUGUGAAGCGAAAAUGUGGCUCCUCGUCGUAUACAACGUCGUCAAAUUCCGAUGACGACAAGCAGAAAGUUGGUGAAGAGGCUACCUGUUCUGGCAAAGAUGCACCGGAGGAAGUCCUGCCAAACCUGGAGAGCCAGCCAAAGAGGGAAGAGCCUGGGACGGCAGCCGCUGCCGUGGUGGGAGGCCCGCUGACCCCCCUGGCAUUGCCUAGCAAAGCCGAAAGCGUAGUCUCUGUGACCAGUCAGUGUAGCUUCAGCAGUACCAUCGUCCACGUGGGAGACAAGAAGCCCCCCGAGUCGGAUAUUGUCAUGAUGGAGGAGGUAGCCCCCAGUGCCACACCUCCAGGUCCUCCCCCGAGCGUGACACCAGACCGGCAGCAGCAGUACCGCAAAGUGGGAUUGACCAAGGAGAUCCUCUCUAUCCACACCCAAAAGGAAGAACAGGCAUUCCUCACCCGCUUCAAGGACCUCAGCCAGCUGCAUGUCUUCAACUCACUCUCAGGGAUGAGCUGGCAGGAUACCCACCGUGCCGGGCCGCAGGCCGAGCGAGGGCACAGAGGGCCACCACGCCAAGGUGCCCGAGGUCCAGGAUGUCACGGGCGCAGCAGGAAGUCCAAGGCCAAACGGAUCAAGCAGAACAAGUCUUCAGAGAGCACCAGCUCCCCUCAGAACUCGACCGCUCCCCCGCCGCUUCCUUGUGCCCCGGGCUCCUCUUCCUGGCCUCCCUCGGGCACCUCCCAAGCUAGCCUCCCCACCAUGCCUUACCCGGCCGUUAUGCCCACCUACCCCAUUCCAGUCUUCCCCCCUCGGCCUGCUGCCCCUCCAGUGACGGAGCCCUCCCAGAACACCCUGCCUGCCCCACAGUUCCCUUCUCCUCUGGUCACCCCCAUGGUGGCCCUCGUCCUGCCCAACUACGUUUUCCCGCAGAUGAACGCUCCUCUCCCUCAGCCCUACUUCCCCAGCGGGCCUGUCUUCCCUUUCACCCCCCAGCCAGGCGGCGUGGCACCGACGCCCGGGCCGGAAGCGGGCACCCAGGUGCCAUCGCGCUCCUCCACCCCUCACUCUGCGAGUCAGCCUGAGCGGGCGGAGUCUCCGCUCUUUGAGUCGCGCUGUAGCUCCCCGUUGCAGCUCAAUCUGCUGCAAAUGGAAGAGAUGCCCAAGUCCUCGGACCGCCCAGAAGCAGCUGUGGGCAGCCAGACUGGACCCGUGGGACCCCCUGCAGAGUGGACCGCUGUGAAUGGCGCGCAAGGUCUGGCGAGUGAACUCGGCGCUCAGAAAGAAACAUGCAUGGUGGAAGCCCACGACUCUUCCAACAACGAUGCCCUGUCCAGCUCUAGUGACCUCCUCGAUUUGCUCCUGCAGGAGGACUCCCGUUCUGGCACGGGAUCGGCCGCCUCGGGCAGCGGCUCGGCCGCCUCGGGCUCCAUGGGCUCCGGUUCCAACGGAGGCAGCACUUCUGCCAGCGGCACCACAAGCAGCAAGAGCAGCAACACCAGCAAGUACUUUGGCAGCAUCGACUCCUCCGAGAACGACCUGCGAGGCAAGAAGUGCUCCGAGGUGGAAGAUAACGAGCACUUCAUCAAGUACGUCCUGCAGGAUCCCAUUUGGCUGCUCAUGGCUAACACCGACGACACGGUUAUGAUGACCUACCAGCUCCCUUUAAGGGACAUGGAGAGGGUGCUGCAGGAAGAUCGGGAGAAGCUGAAGCAUAUGCAGAAGCGACAACCCCGGUUUACCGAGGAACAGAAAAAGGAGCUGGCAGAAGUGCACCCCUGGGUCCACAAGGGAAUCCUGCCCAAAGCAAUCAACAUCACGGCCUGCGUGGAUUGCGGCAGCAACCCUGCCUCCAAAGUCGCCCCUCUCUAUGACAUCGAGGUCCAGGACAUGGACCUGAACGGCAUGCUGGAGCCCAUGGAGGAAAGCAGCGGGGGGCAGGUCUGCCUGCCGGCCUUGCCCCUAGAAAUGGACGUGGAGGAGGAAGCGCAGGUUGGACUGGAAACCUCGGUGGUGGUGCAGCCACCCCAGACGCAGCCGCCGGUGGAGGACUCUGGCUAAACGCUCAGGCGUGGACCUCUGAAUACGGUUCUGGAGGCUGGACUUGCUUCCAUUAGCCCUGAGCCGGGACGCUGCUGGGCAGCGGGGCUCAGAGGCAGACACCCGCUGUGGCUCCAUGUCCGUGCAGGGAAUGCCGGCUUGACUUGUGGGUUGGGGGCCUGCCUUGGCCACUUUGGUCCACAGAAAGAAGACAUGGUGGAAGUGAAAGAGCCACGGGCCAUGGGGCCGCCUGCUUCGUCCCACCUUGGAACUCUGGCCCUGACUGGGUUGGGCCUGUCUCCUGGGAAUACCGAACGUCCUUUCCUGCCUGCCCACGGUCCGCUCCAAACUGGAAGAGCUGCCCCAGUCUUUACUGCCUUAUUGAGAACCCAUGGACCCUGAUGACCCAUGACAUUGGGUUGGAGGACCUGAGUUUUUAUGUAUUUAUUUUUGCAGAACGGUCAUUUGAUGGUGUUACCAUUAUUAUUAUUUUUUACUGAUCUGCAACUGUGCUCUUGAAGAGAGGGCUGUUUGCAGCACUGAUGAUGAUGAUGAUGAUGAUAAUAAAACAAACCUACAAAAGGAGACACUU
Pogona vitticeps (central bearded dragon) is the source of this 4780-nucleotide messenger RNA. The record is from RefSeq and is a predicted model, not a curated record. NCBI's taxonomy places the organism in Eukaryota, Metazoa, Chordata, Lepidosauria, Squamata, Agamidae.